GAGCUUCCUCUUUUUUCAACAGAGGACUCUACGUAUAUGGAGAACGAUGACGACCGCGUUGAGUAUGUGCUGACUCAACAAGGCCUGAUCUACCAAGGAUCGAAGGACUACAUCAUCCCCAACCCCUGGAACUUCGGACAGUUUGAAGAAGACAUUUUGGACAUCUGCUUGCAGUUGUUGGACAACAACCCCAAGUUCCUCCUCAACCAAGACAAGGAUUGUUCUCGACGCAACAGUCCCGUCUACAUCAGCAGGGUGGUGAGCGCCAUGGUCAACUGCAACGAUGACAAAGGCAUUCUCUUCGGACGCUGGGACAACCGCUAUGGUGACGGGGUCAGCCCCAUGACCUGGAGUGGCAGCGUGGACAUCCUUCGCAGGUGGCAGAAGGACGGAUGCCAACCGGUUCGGUACGGGCAAUGCUGGGUCUUCGCUGCAGUGGCCUGCACAGUGCUCCGUUGUCUUGGGAUCCCGACUCGUGUGGUGACCAACUUCAACUCUGCCCACGACACGAAUGGGAACUUGAUCAUCGAGCAAUAUUUGGACGAGAAUGGGAAGCUGCAGCGGGCGACUCGAGAUCGCAUCUGGAAUUAUCACUGCUGGGUGGAAUCUUGGAUGACCCGUCCAGACCUUCCUAGCGGCUAUGACGGCUGGCAAGCCUUGGACCCAACUCCACAGGAAAAGAGUGAAGGAGUCUACUGCUGCGGGCCAAUUCCAGUGAAAGCUGUCAAGGAUGGACAGCUGGAUUUCAAGUACGAUGCGAAGUUUGUGUUUGCCGAGGUGAACGCCGAUGUUGCCUUCCUGAUGCUCCAGAGCGACAUGUCCCGGAAGAAGACCCUGCACCCCAACCUGGUGGGCAAGAAGAUCAGCACCAAGAGUGUGGGGAAGGACACCAAAGAGGACAUCACGCACACCUACAAGCAUCGCGAAGAUUCGGAGGAGGAGAAAGCCUCUUUCGAGAAGGCGAAGCAUGAGAAGAUCCAGACCCCACAAGAGGAAGGUUUGUCCCUCAGGAUCAAGGCUUCUGAGGGGAUGAACAACGGGUGCGACUUCGACAUCUUUGUGGUCGUCAACAACAACACCCCCGAGGAGCGGCUCUGCCGGCUGAAGAUUUCGGCCGCGACUGCCAGCUACAAUGGGGAAUUGGGCCCCGAAUGCGGCUACAAGGACCUGUUGAAUGUCAACCUGCAGCCCAACGCAGAAAAGUCGGUGCCCUUGCGCAUCCUCUACGAGAAAUACGCUGGCUGCCUCACCGCGGACAACAUGAUCAAAGUCACAGCAGUCCUGCAGCAGGCAGAAAAUCAGAAGAUCCUGCUCCAAGUGCGGGACUUCCACGUCAAGAACCCCGACAUCAAAAUCCGGGUGUUGGGCGAGCCGAUGCAGAAGCGCAAACUGGUGGCCGAGCUGACCCUGACCAACCCCCUCCCCACCGCCCUGACCGGCUGCAUCUUCAUGAUGGAGGGGGCCGGACUGACCGCGGGACAGAAGGUCCAGGAGCUAGAUACGCCCGUCGAACCUGGGGAGGAAGCGAAAGCGAGGAUCGAUUUCGUACCCCAACAAUCCGGCCUGCGGAAGCUGGUGGUGGAUUUCGAAAGCGUCCAACUGAAAGGGGUCAAGGGCUACCGGAAUGUCAUCAUCGCCCCCCUGCGCAAAUAAAACCAGAAUCACACACACACACACACCCGACUGAAAAAGCCAACGACUCCAGGAGACCCUCCCAGCUGCCAGGGGUGGGGGGCAGGGGUCUCUUUCUCUCUGCACCUGUAGCUGCACCCCCAGAUGCUUCUAUGCUUCUGCCACCACCCCCCCGAGACUGACCCUUGGACCCUGCCCUGCCUCACAGCUGGUUGGAGGGCACCCCAAACGCCCGAGAGUUGACGGGCUGCCAUUGGGGGAGGGGUUGCAAGUCCUCUACUCCGGAGGUGCACACGGGAGAAGCGCCCCCUUUGGGAUGUGACUCCGAGGGGGUGCCCUGCCCUGCCAGACUACCCACACACACACACUUUGUGUGUCCUUGAGAUCCUGCUAAGAUGUUGGCCACCAUUUCUGGUCACCUGGGAUGGCUGGGAGGUGAGGUCAGGCUGAAGGGGAGGGAUUAUCUUAGGGCAGGGGAGGGUCCCAUGUUGGCAACUUUAAGACUUAUGGAUCUCAAGACUAGUGAACUUCAACUCCCAGAAUUCCCCA
Messenger RNA from Notechis scutatus (mainland tiger snake), 2181 nucleotides. The record is from RefSeq and is a predicted model, not a curated record. NCBI's taxonomy places the organism in Eukaryota, Metazoa, Chordata, Lepidosauria, Squamata, Elapidae.